ACAUGGAAAUCAUUUUAUACAGUAAAACAAAGUUUAACAGUCAGAAUCAUGUUAUGAUCAAGCCAACUCCAUCCUGUGAUGCGUCUUUGAGGAAUGGUAAAGUAAAGUCAGUUUGUUUUAUACCCUGUGGCUGGCUUGAAUUAACAUUUUGUCCAAAGCCCCACCCUUAUGAGACCCCAAACUGAGCCAAUGUAUGCACCUUUUACAAAUGCUGGAGUUUGGGGUUAAUUAGUUCUAAUAAAACCUGUGGAUUGGAAACAUGCUGCCUGUCUGCCAAACUGUCUUAGCUCCAUUUGAAGCUGUUAAAUCCAAUAAGAAGUGUGAAUGACUUUAAUUAGUGCAAUCACAAUGCUGUAUCUGCCCGUGUUAGCUUAUUUUCUUUGGGCUGAGCUCAGAAAUUGUUUGCACACAUACAUACAGAGUCCUGUUUGUUAGGCAGUUGGUGUGACUCGGUAAUCGCAGACCCAGCAUGCACUGAGUGAAACGUUGGCAGCAGUGUUAAGACAAACAGCCCCCUCCCUUUACAGCAAGUCGACCCCCUGCUGUGGGCUAACAAGCCCGUAGUUACCUCGCUCUCCACACACAUGCGCACCCACGCACACACACAUUCCUGUUUAUUUCAGCUUCUGACAAGCAGCCAUACACAUGAGCAUGUAGACACAUUGUCUCAUUCUUUCACAUCAACAUCCAACUCCAAGGCUACAUGUACAUUUUCACGUUGUCAGACAUCGAAAGAAGGUAGAAAGUAUCUGCCUCCCCUGGAGGGCGACUGAUGGACAGCAGCAUUGUGCUCCCUUGUGGUUUUCAGAACCUCUUAGUGACAGACGAUGAAUAAAUUGGCUUCUGUCAAACUUAUCGGCAAAUUAAAGCUUUAGGGGGAUUGGGGGCUGCAUAAAACAUUAGUUUGCAAAUGUUCACUGUUGGCAUGCAAAGGGACUGGUUAGUCCACCUGCUUUUAAACAAUGAACAAGAUCACUCCCUCCUCUGGGAAAUUUACAAUAAAACAUCUACAUGAUUCACUGCAUAAAGGGCCUCACAAAAAUAUUCACACAGCUUUUUAAUGUUUUGUCACAUUACACCACAAAGUUAACUCUCCACCAGAGUUACUAUUGGUCUCUUGGUUGCUUUUUUGAUAAAUACUUUUUUUGCCCGAUCUGUCAAUUUUGUUGGGUGACCACGGCUUUGGUUUUGCAUUUGCUUCAGCUCUGUGAGAUGUUUCAACCUUUGGAUAUUGUUUAUUAACCCAUCAGCAACCUUAUACCUGACUUGUCUGCUAUGUUCCUUGGUCUUUAUGAUGCAGUUUGUUCUCUAAUGUUCAAAUCUCAGAGGUCUUCACAGCCAGCUGGAUUUAUACUGGGAUUAAACUAAACACAGGUGAACAUUUUUAUAUUUUUUGUUUGUAAAAUUAGAAAACCAUCUAUCCUUUUUCUUGCCCUUCACACUUAUCUUGUGUUGGUCUUUCAUAUAACAUCUAAUAAAAUUCACUGGAGUUUGUGGCUGGAAUGUGAAUAAUUUCAGUGAUUAAAUUACUGUAUUUUGAAUAAGAGAAUUUUCUUAAAAUAUGUUUUAUCUUCAUAGUUUAUUGAUUUCUUCACUGAUUUGCAGUAGCUUGGUACAUUUUAAAGAAGCAUUUUUUCCUGUAGUAAAAAUUAUUAUCAACUGUUUCAAAAGGUAAAAAACAAUCAACUCCUCUAGCUUAUUACUGUGUGUCUGCAGAAAUUAAUGGAAAAACCUCAAACAUUAUGUUUUAUGUAUGUCCCAAACUUUUUAAGAUAAAUACUUUCUUGCGCUUAUUAUGCUCAUUGUGUUUCAUAUUCUGAGUAGAGCGUGGGCUGAGUUUAUCUCCUUUAAUACACUUGAGUGCAGCACUGAUGCGUCCUCAUUGUUGUGUUCCGUUGACCUAAAAAGCUCCAUCAGUUGACCUGUUAGUUCACUGCGAACAAUUCACUUGCCUAACUGCAUUCCUUCAUAAUGUAUCUAUUGUAACCCAUUACCCUCUUCCCAGCCAACCACACACACACAUCGACACACACACUUCUUGUAAAGCGUUUUGCGUAAUGUAAACAAGGACAAAGUGAUUCUAACCCUUCCCUCCAGGGUGAACAUUUUGAGCAAACACCUACAAAAAGAACUCCUGAUUGACUUGAACUCCCUCUCUGUCCCAGCGGGGGGAGUGUCCUCUUUCUCCUCAUAUAAAGAGCAACCCUCCUGUCAGCCGCAGCAGAGCAUGCACGCAGAGACACUGUGAGGCUGACACAAAGGACAGCGACGAAGCAGGCAGGGUCUCCGGAUUGUGCGAAAGUAGCACGUUUCCAGUUGGAUUUAUAUGGACUGAAAAGUGUAACAGACUUUCAGAGAUUUAGCAUGAGUUUAAAAGAGUUUCUGGAUUAACUGGACUUGCUGGCAGAGCGCAAGUAUCCUAUCCGUUUUGUCCUGGACUGAUUGCGCACAGAAGGCAACGAUGGAGGUGCGCAUCCCGGGAUGGUGCUUCCUGAUUGCCUUCAUCCUGCACUCAACGCGCUGCAAGGCGGCCAAGGAGCUCCAGUGCCAGGAGAUAUCCGUCCCUCUUUGCAAAGGCAUCGGCUACAACUACACCUACAUGCCCAACCAGUUCAACCACGACACGCAGGACGAAGCGGGGCUGGAGGUGCACCAGUUCUGGCCGCUGGUGGAGAUCAAGUGUUCCCUGGACCUGCGCUUCUUCCUCUGCAGCAUGUACACGCCGAUCUGCCUGGAGGACUACAAGAAGCCUCUGCCGCCGUGUAGGAGCGUGUGUGAGCGGGCCAAGGCCGGGUGCGAGCCGGUCAUGAGUCAGUACGGCUUCCCGUGGCCGGACCGGAUGAGGUGCGACCUGCUGCCCGAGCAGGGUAACCAGGACCCGCUGUGCAUGGACUACAACCGGAGCCAGACCACGACCGCGUCUCCCGUGCUGGCCAAGCCGACCAACCGGCCGAUAAAGCCUUACAACAAGAGGAAGAGCGGCUACGGCCGAGGCAUCCCCGGCAAACACAAACCCGCCACUUCUCCCUGCGAGAUGGGGUGCUUCUGCCGUGCGCCAAUGGUUCCCGUUACUGCGGAGGGCCACCCGCUGCACAACCGCGUCAAGACUGGACAGAUCACCAACUGCGCCAUGCCAUGCCACAACCCGUACUUCACCCAGGAGGAGAGGACUUUCACUGCGUUCUGGAUCGGCCUGUGGUCUGUCCUCUGCUUCAUCUCAACUUUUGCAACCGUGGCAACUUUCCUCAUAGACAUGGAAAGGUUCAAGUACCCGGAGCGACCCAUCAUCUUCCUCUCCGCCUGCUACAUGUUCGUGUCCGUGGGAUACAUCGUCAGGCUGAUCGCCGGACAUGAGGAAGUGGCGUGCAGCAGGGAGAACGGCGCAGAGCACAUCCACUAUGAGACGACCGGUCCGGCGCUCUGCACCAUCGUUUUCCUGCUCAUUUAUUUCUUCGGCAUGGCUAGCUCCAUCUGGUGGGUGAUUCUGUCCCUCACCUGGUUCCUGGCGGCAGGCAUGAAAUGGGGGAACGAGGCUAUCGCCAGUUACUCCCAGUACUUCCACCUGGCCGCCUGGCUCAUCCCCAGCCUGAAGUCCAUAACUGUGUUGGCACUCAGCUCGGUGGACGGGGACUCUGUGGCUGGGAUCUGCUACGUGGGAAAUCAAAAUCUGGAUAACCUGCGGGGGUUUGUGCUUGCCCCGCUGGUCAUCUACCUUUUCAUCGGCACCAUGUUCCUGCUGGCCGGGUUCGUCUCGCUUUUCCGCAUCAGGAGCGUUAUAAAGCAAGGCGGCACCAAGACUGACAAACUGGAGCGCCUCAUGAUCCGGAUUGGAGUUUUCACGGUUCUAUACACCGUCCCGGCCACAAUCAUAGUGGCGUGUUACUUUUAUGAGCAGCACAACAGGCAGACGUGGGAGAUUACGCAUAACUGUACGUGCGUAACGGACCGCAGUAGGCAGAGACCGGACUAUGCCGUGUUCAUGCUGAAAUACUUCAUGUGCCUCCUGGUGGGGAUCACCUCGGGGGCCUGGAUCUGGUCCGGGAAGACGCUGGAGUCCUGGAGAACUUUCUGUACGCGCUGCUGCUGGGGGAGCAAAGCGUCAGCGAGCUCCAUGUACAGCGAUGUGAGUACCGGACUGACUUGGAGAUCCGGGACGGCCAGCUCCGUCUCCUGCCCCAAACAAAUGCCAUUGUCCCGGGUCUGAACUAGGCGGACUUUCCUGUCCUAAGACUGUGAAAUCAGCUCUUUGGAAUAUUUUUUAAAAAUAAGUUAUUAAGACUGAGACUCCAAGAUUACAGAUUGGCCAUUUUGUGUUUUUAUCAAUUUCGAAGAUGACUUUGAACACAAGCUUCUUUGCCUUAUCCAAAUGACGUCCAUGUGAAGGGGGGAUGGUUGGGAUUGUCCAUCAGGGUGUUGUAAUUAGCACAUUAAUGAGCGCCUAAUGGCUUCACUUUAAAUAAUGAGCCUGUCAGCAGCAGCAGAACAAUGUACCUGCCCUGAAGAAUGCAGAGUCUUAUCUGGCAUUAUUAACUGAGUGCAUAGAGCCAGAGCCGGCCAGAGGCACAAGCAAACUAGGGAGGGGUUCAGCUUUCCGAGGCAACAGUGACAAGAGUGACUGUCUUCUCCUACAGAAUAUAGAUUAUAACCUUCAGACCAGUUGUUACAUUUCCAAAGUAUUAACUUAAUUUUAAAAAUGCUCCUACAGUUUGUAAAGGGUGAAUUUAAAAAGAUUUUAAAAUGCUUUUCAAACAUAACAUUUGAAUUUAUGGAGGUUAGUCGGAGCUAGUUGUCACCAUAUAAGAAAUGCACGACUGGACCAUGGUUGCAUGAGGUCCUAAGCAGAUUGUCCCACUUCAGCACCAUUGACCCGCUUCCGGGGUGUCCCUGUGUGAUAUUUCUUUUUCCCCGUUUCCUUUGCAUUCUGCAUUUAAUACAGCUGUUUUCUAGGUAACCAAUGAGCUGGCAGUUAACUGAAUUGACUUCAUAUUAUUCAUUACAUAAAUAAUUUUUUUAUAAUGUAGUAGCAUAGCAAGUUUAUCAGAUACAAAUCUAAGUUUUGUCACAACAACAGCUUUGCAUCAUUUAUGUCAAAAAGUAAAAUAAGUAACAACAAACCACAGUAUGCUGCUCCGGAAGAACGAAGCCAGCCAGCUGGACGGAUGCAUUUUAAUUUUCACAUUUUCACAAACAGAAAACAAACUCAUUUUCUAAAACUCACCUGUCAGCCAUGAGUGGGUUUUUUUUUGGGUUUUUUUUUUUUCUUGGCAGCAUUUUUUUGUCAGAUGCUGCCAGUUCGGCUCCAUUGUGCCAGCAAAAUGGUUAAAGGUGCAUUUACCAAGCUGCUCAGUAAAAGCUUGAACAUUGAAAUGCUAGAUUUUGGACUUUAAUGGUUUCAAUAGAAGCCACAGUGAAACGUUAUUUCUCUCACUGACUUAUUUUCUCUCUGGCAGUCAUGUCCAUUUAUUUCCAAAUGAUUAAAACAGCUUGAAACUACAACAUUUUUAAUGUAACUUACUAGCUACGUUUUCUUUUGUACAUGUAAUGCUGCCACAUUUGACAACAUGUCCAUUGUUUGCUAUUCCUCAGGCCAGCCCUGGUUACAUGGUAUUCCUGCGGUUCUUCCUACUGUGAAGAACCGCUGUGUCUUAAACAUCCACAAUGAGAGCACCCUGCUUGAAGCGAGGCCAACACUGAGCUGUUUGUCUACAUCAAUGCCUUAAAACUGCCUCAUACGGCUGGCAUCAGCGCGUAUAGAGUGUAUUUAUAUAAUUAUUGCUGUACAUACAUUGUAUAUUUGUAUAUGUAAUUUCACAAGACUGUAAAUAUGUAUAAUUCCCACUUUGAUAGAAAACUUUAUUUUGAAAAUAAAAAGGAUUUUAAUGGA
This is a messenger RNA of Girardinichthys multiradiatus, 5884 nucleotides long. Its product is annotated as frizzled-8-like. The record is from RefSeq and is a predicted model, not a curated record. The coding region runs from base 2462 to 4204 and encodes 580 amino acids. Lineage: Eukaryota; Metazoa; Chordata; Actinopteri; Cyprinodontiformes; Goodeidae. Gene Ontology annotation, cellular component: plasma membrane. Gene Ontology annotation, molecular function: Wnt-protein binding; Wnt receptor activity. The transcript has a single exon. Gene Ontology annotation, biological process: canonical Wnt signaling pathway; non-canonical Wnt signaling pathway.